This is a messenger RNA of Durusdinium trenchii, 2279 nucleotides long. Lineage: Eukaryota; Dinophyceae; Suessiales; Symbiodiniaceae. The record is from the annotation of a GenBank genome assembly.
AUGGUCUCCGAAGCUGAGGUCGAGAUCGACCCUGAGGAAGAAGAUGAGCUUGUGGCCGACGGUGGAGAUCCACCUCAGGCGACUUUGGAUGAGGUGCUUCAGAUGGAGGCUGAAGGCUUGGCGCAGGACCUUGAGGAAGCAGCCGAAUGUGGCCUUGACAGCGACACUUUGCAGCAGAUUGAGGAGUCAGUUGAAACUGCGGCAGAAGCUCUUCUCACGAUGCGUGAGGCCAAGGUCAAGCUCCAAGAAGUGAAGAAGGACCGUGGCUAUGGCCGUGCUUCACCUGCUGACCAAAAGGGCAAGAUGAACCCCAAGAAGCAGUCUUCGAAGCAUCCUUGCUUCGAUUGCAACUUGCCAGGCCACUGGGCCGGUGAUCCUGAGUGCACAAAGCCUGGACAAGGGCUUGGUCGAAAGAACAAGCAGGUCAAGCAAGUGAAGGUCACGGAGGCCUUGAACACCGAAGUGUCUCCGCCUGUGAUGGAGGAUGGAGGCCAUGAAGUUUUGGCAGUUGGAGCCUUCCCCAUGACGAAUGAGUUCGUGGCAGCUUUUGAACAGUCUCACCUCCAUCCACAAGAGGUGAAUGUUGCUGGCAAGCUCUCUGCCGACAAAAUGCUUGUUGGAGCCCUUGAUUCAGCUUGCAACCGCACGUGCACUGGGACGGAGUGGCUCAACAACUACCUCCGUUGCCUGAGAGAUGCCCCCGAAGAAGUUCGUGGUUUGGUCAAGUCCCACAAGGAGUAUGAGACCUUCAAGUUUGGCAACGGUGGAACCCAAGUCAGUGUUGCACGGUGGCGGCUCCCCAUGCAGUUAGAUGGCUCCAUCAUUUGUUUUUUGGACUUCAUUGGUGCCGGUCGUGAUUUUCUAGAAGCAAUUGGAGCUGACAUGCAUUUUGCCCAUCGCACCCUUCGAUGUGAACACCUCACGGGCAAGCCGAUUUCCUUGAAGCAGCUGGCUGCAGGUCAUUUCCUCCUGCCAUUGGUGCCAGCAGCCUGGUCAGGUGUGGGGCCACAGCGUUGGAAGCGUUUGGGAGUUGAUGGUGUUUUGGAACUGCAGUUGAGUCCUGUUCAAUGGCUUCAAAAGAAACUGUCUUUUGGUUCAUCUUUGAAGAGCAGUUCACAUGACCACCUCCUGACAGAGCAGAGCGUUCGUGUGGGCCAUUUGGUUUGUGCAGUUCUUCGCUCACCUGAUGUUUUUGGCUCAUCGGUUCAAGCUCAAGGUGCGUCCAUGAAGCCGGAAGGGACGACCGAUCGAAAUUCGAGCAACCUCUUGGGAGGCGAGAGCGCCAACAUGGACGUGAAGGUCGGAAGAUGGAAGCGGAUGUUCCUCCGCAUGGGAGAAAGGUUUCGCUGGGCAGCAAAAGGAUUGCUCCUUUGGCUUUUGCAAAGGCCCUACUUGCGAUAUCUGCCAUUGCCCUAUCCCUCGACUACCACGACAGCAGCUUGGUUGGCUCAGGUGCGCAAGCAGGUUUCAGAUGGAACCAUCCCUCCAAGGUACCUCAAGAACUGCCUGGAGAAGAACCUGUUCACCAUGAGCAACUUGGCAGAAUGUCGGCACCUUCGCAACCGGGUGGGGCUCAGGACAUCGUUCAUCGAAGAUCCCGUCCUGGCAGGAAUGAUGGCAGCGCAGACGACCAAGGGCAUCACAGCCAAACUGAGGAGUGCUGCUCAGAAGGAAGCCAAAGAGCUGGCCAAGAAAGCAGAAGCAGACGGAAGUCGAGAACAAGAGGCUCGGGCACUCAUUGGCCCACGAGGAGGUCUUCCUACCCUCCGAGCAGAUCUGGUGAAGUUGGCUGCUUUGCUUCAUGUGGAUCUGGGCGAGAAAGACUCCGUGGCUCAGAUCAAGGAAAAGGUGAAGCCUAUGAUCGAGAUCCUCAAGAACAAGAAGCCAGCGAUAAGCCCAGCAAAGGCCAACACGGCCGAAGAGAUUUCAGCGAGCUCUUCUUCACCGCCCGCCAGGCUGUUCAACGACAACCCCAAGAACCUGGCAGUUCAGCAGCAAGAGAUGAGGGCUAUGAUGGAGCAGAUGUCUCGCGAGCUGGCAUUGCUGCGCUCACAAGUGACUCCGGAAAUGGAGGUGGAUCUCAGCUCAGAGCCAAGUCUGAUCCCAGACUCGCCACAGGAUGCCUCACCCGUGAACUUCACCGAGGCCGAGAUUCGGGAAUUGAAUGGUCAGGCCUACGAGGAGCUGUACGGAGCCAAUUUGACAGCUCAGUUCGGGGACGACAUUCCGGCCGAAGUGAUGCAGGAGAUCCGUCUGGGUCUCAGGGAUGGAGCAGGGAU